Messenger RNA from Thecamonas trahens ATCC 50062, 2141 nucleotides. RefSeq lists its product as uncharacterized. The transcript is spliced from 3 exons. Gene Ontology annotation, molecular function: protein binding. Bases 1 to 1812 code for a protein of 603 amino acids. Lineage: Eukaryota; Apusomonadida; Apusomonadidae. The record is from RefSeq and is a predicted model, not a curated record.
AUGCUCCGUGCAAUGGUGCCGUUCCUUCCUUUUGUGGCGCUGGCUGGUGGCCGCCUGUCGACCGGCUUGGGCUCGGCCACUCACGAGCCUGCCUACGCUUCGCCGGCCAAGAAGAACGCAUCGGUGGCGUCGGAGCCCGCGACGCAGGCGGAUCCUAUCCCCGCCACUCCCAUCCCCGAGCCCUCCACCGCUACCACGCCCGCUCCCGCUCCCACUCCCACUCCCGAGCCUGAGCCCACGCGCGGUGCCCUCGUCACCUUGGACUUUGCCCUUGUCGAGACGCCGAUGGAGUCGGGUGAGUCCGCCGCAGUCGAGCGGACCUGGCUGCGUGUCUUUCUUGGUGACAAGGUGCUGCGUGUGGUCGAGCAGAUCGAGGACGCUGAGAACAAGCUCCUGAUGGUCUCCAACGACAUUGUGUACGACUUUGCCGACACAAACGUGUUUGUCUCGGUGUGGGAUACGCCGAAGCACUUGCCGCCAGGUGUGUGGACGGCAGAGGCUCUUGCCACGCCGUCGGCCACCAUGGAGAUGUCGCUGCACGCGCUCAACGCGCUGCGCGACCUCGAGUUCCGCCUCGGUGUGACUCAGUCCAAGAUGUGGGCCGGCCGAUCCCACCUUUUGCCUUCGCGCUUUGACAUGGAAGUGGCGUACGGCAUCGAGGCCCAAGACGAGCUAGCCGACGGCGAGGUCAUGCCAGUCCUCCGCGCUGCGCCGCUCGCCCUCCCGCUCCACUCGCAAGUCCACGGCAUCGAGUACCUGACAGGCUACGUUGGCAACGACGGCGCCGCGCCUGAGGACUGGCAGCGACUGGCGGCGGCGCAGUUUCUCCCGCUCGACGACGCGUCGGCGGUCCUGGACAUCCUCACGCCGCCGCAGCGCGGCGCGCUCUUCAAGUUUCUCCUCUACCACACCCGGCUCCAUCCCAAGGUCUUCCUUCACCUCGAGUCGAUUCAAGAGACGCUCCCGUACUCGCUCGAGUACCACUACCGCCGCGGCGGCGCGCCGGUGGUCGCCAAGCUGCAGUGCGUGGGGGUGCGACUCGGCGGCGAGCCGGCGCUGGUGGCCAAGCCGCGCUCGGCCUUUGCUCCGCUUGCCGACUCGGCCGACGACGACGAUUCGGUCCUCGCCACGCGGGUCCUCGCCCGUGAUGGCGAGCUCGAUGCGCUCCUCCACAACCUGCUCGCCAAUCGGACCGGUCUGCUAGCGCUCUCGGCACCAGACUCGGUCCUCGCCGCCGCCUCCUCGCGUGCCGCCGCCGCCGUCGCCGAGCCUGCCGACAACGCCGACGGCUCCGAGUUUGUGCAGGCGUAUCUCGAGUACCUCGGCGCCAUGCUCGGGCUCGGCGCCGACGUCUCGGCGUCGAUGCACGCGCUCGCUGCCUCGGCCCGGUCGGCGGGCUCGGAGCCGUUUGCCCAGCUCGAGCGCACUUUUGGCCGGCGCAUCUCCGCUGACGAGCGUAGCCUCGAGGCCGACGCCAAGGUUGCCAUCUUUGAGACCGACAUUGUGACCGGCGCCGCGCAGCUCAAGGCGUCGCCGGCGCUGCAGAGCGACUCGCUGGCCAUCACCGCCCUCGCCGGCCUCGACGGCUCGUCAGCCGGCAUGGUCGACGUCAUGACCGGUAUGGCCGCUCUUCAAUGGUCGGCCUACGACCUGGCUAUCGAGUACAUGAAGGCCGGCCUGGCGCAGCACCCGCUGCUGGGUGCGGUGUACAAGGACCUCGGUGUGACGUACUGGUACCGCCAGCACUUCUGGGACGCCUGGGCCUGCUUUGCCGCCCUCCGCCGCCUCACUCCCUCGCACAAUCCAAGCUAGAGGCCGCUGUUGGCCGGCACUACUUUUACAUCGACGCUGCUCCUGCGGGUAACGCCGACGCUGCUACGCCGACUUCUUCUUCUUCGUCCGCUUCCGCUUCCUCUUAACCGAGCUCUUGUCGGGCACGUCGCCGUCUCCGCUCUCGGCCUUCUUGCUCUUCCGCCGCCUGGUCUUGGUCGUGGUCGCGGUCGUUGUGGUCUUCUUGACCUUUUUGCCCUUCUUGGUCUUCUUGGCCUUUUUGGUCUUUUUGGUCUUCUUGACCUUCUUGACCUUCUUGGCCUUGCCCUUGGCCUUCUUCGCCUUGCCCUUGCCCUUGCCCUUGCCCUUGC